UUCCAGGCUUCAGAUCUCUCACCCAAGAAGCAGCCAAUAUAACAUUAAAGAGACAGCUCCUGCUCGGUUAGCUAGGUGAGCUCCGCGCGUGUUAUAGUUGUGCAGCGUUUCCAUUGAUCCAGCCCGGAGAACUAAAUCAUGAUGUGGCUGUCUGCUGCUGUCACGCUGCUCAUGGUCCUGAGGUCCUGUGAUGUUAGUCUGGCCACUUUUAGGAAAGCCGUGGAGGGUCCAGGAAAGAAGCAGUACCAGGUCCAGCACGGAGCUUGUAGCUACACCUUCCUGCUGCCAGAGGUGGAAAGCUGCCGAUCUGCCCCUGCCAGCACCUACGUGUCCAAUUCCGUGCAGAGGGAUGCCCCCUUGGACUAUGAUGACUCUGUACAGAGACUGCAGGUUCUGGAGAACAUCAUGGAGAAUAACACACAGUGGCUUCUCAAGCUCGAGAACUAUAUUCAAGACAACAUGAAGAAAGAAAUGGUGGAACUGCAGCAGCACGCAGUGCAGAACCAGACGGCGGUAAUGAUAGAGAUAGGCACCAGUCUAUUAAACCAAACUGCAGAGCAGACAAGGAAGCUGACAGAUGUCGAAGCUCAGGUUUUUAAUCAGACGACACGACUUGAACUUCAGCUUUUGGAACAUUCCCUCUCAACAAACAAAUUGGAAAGGCAAAUAUCAGAUCAGACAAGUGAAAUAACCAAGCUACAAGACAAGAACAGUUAUUUAGAAAAGAAAGUUCUAAGCAUGGAAGAUAAACACACAGAACAACUUCAGGCAAUGAAAGAGGAAAAGGAUACACUUCAAGCACUGGUUUUCAAGCAAAAUACUAUUAUUGAGGAGCUAGAAAAACAACUCAUCACAGCUUCCGCCAACAACACCUUUCUGCAGAAACAACAACAUGAUUUGAUGGAGACUGUACAUAAUCUGUUGACGAGGAUGGCACCACAAGAUGCACCAAGAUCCUCAUUUGUAGCCAAAGAAGAACAAAUAACAUUUAAAGAUUGUGCUGAGGCUUAUAAAUCAGGACUGACUACAAGUGGCAUCUAUACCUUAACUGUACCAAACACUACAGAACAAGUCAAGACUUACUGUGAUAUGAAAACCGGUGGCGGUGGAUGGACUAUCAUUCAGAAGCGUUUUGAUGGCAGUGUUGACUUCCACCGAACAUGGAAAGAGUACAAACAGGGAUUUGGUGAAGUGUCUGGAGAAUACUGGCUGGGAAAUGAAAUUGUGUCACAACUAACCAAUCUACAAAAAUAUGUUCUGAAAAUCCAAUUGAAAGACUGGGAGGGAAACGAAGCAUUUUCAUUAUACGAACACUUCUAUUUGGGAAAUGAAGCACAGAAAUAUAGGAUUCACCUCAAAGGAUACACUGGGACAGCGGGCAAAAUAAAUAGCAUAAGCCAGCCAGGAAAUGAUUUUAGCACAAAGGAUGCAGACAAUGACAAAUGCAUUUGCAAGUGCUCACAAAUGGCAACAGGAGGCUGGUGGUUUGAUGCUUGUGGUCCUUCCAACCUGAACGGCAUGUAUUAUUCAUUGGGACAAAAUACAAACAAGUUUAACGGAAUCAAAUGGUACUACUGGAAAGGUUCGGGCUACUCUCUGAAAGCAACAACAAUGAUGAUUCGACCUGUUGACUUUUAAACAACAUCGUAUAACAAUGGGAUGUAAUUUUUUUUAUUGUCCACUAAGCAAAGACUAUUUGCCAAAAUAAAACCACAGCUGCAGCCUUGUUUUCUUUGUUCCCUAUGGAGUAAAGUGGACAGCGGAUCCAAAUUACCAGUGCAUAGUGUUACCAUCUGUCAGCGUGCAUUGACACUGAAGCAAAUGUGCACGGUAAAGAUUGGACACCAGAUGACUAUCACACCGGCUCUUGGUGCAGCGUUUCACAUGACUGCCUCUAAGUGGCAUGUAAAUAACUGGAACUGGAAAAUAUGCGGAAAAUAUACACCAAACAUACACUGUGUCUUUCUGUGGAAUUAGACAUGCAGUCCCCAAGGGCAGCCUACCUGCAAACCACUUUGUGUUAUAUUUUGUAUUAUGGAGUGUACAUACAAUUGUAAAAUACCUGUAAACAGUAUUUUGUUGCCAACUUAUUACACGCCAUUAAGACAAUGCCAGAUUACAUAUUGUAUCCUUUUUCUACUUAUUUUGUAUUAAUAUAAAUUAUGUCAUCUAAUGGAUAAAACUUUAUAUUAAACACAAUGUUUCCUUGA
Spea bombifrons (plains spadefoot toad) is the source of this 2210-nucleotide messenger RNA. It is a transcript of the gene ANGPT2, whose product is annotated as angiopoietin 2. NCBI's taxonomy places the organism in Eukaryota, Metazoa, Chordata, Amphibia, Anura, Pelobatidae. Gene Ontology annotation, molecular function: receptor tyrosine kinase binding. The transcript is spliced from 9 exons. Bases 139 to 1638 code for a protein of 499 amino acids. Gene Ontology annotation, biological process: Tie signaling pathway. The record is from RefSeq and is a predicted model, not a curated record.